Molecule: messenger RNA, 1498 nt
Organism: Mya arenaria
Lineage: Eukaryota; Metazoa; Mollusca; Bivalvia; Myida; Myidae
Product: procathepsin L-like
Exons: 9
Coding region: 91-1095 (334 amino acids)
Cellular component (GO): lysosome
Molecular function (GO): cysteine-type endopeptidase activity
Source: RefSeq, a predicted model, not a curated record
AGGUCAUUGAGAAUAGGUGAAUGUUUUCGUUUGCAUAAUCGAAACAAAACUAAUUUUCUUCUAUAGGAUAUAGAUACCUACAUUUCAACGAUGUUUCGCCUGCUCAUCGCUGUGUGUAUGGUGGCAUCCAUCUAUGCCUUCGAUAGCAAGCUUGAUUCCGAAUGGGAAGCCUACAAGCUUACAUACAAGAAAUCGUAUGGCAAAAAUGAAGACUAUUUCAGGCGUCAGAUCUGGGAGAGCAACAUUGCCUACAUCCAGAGGCACAACCUGGAGGCAGACAGGGGAGUCCACACCUACACCCUUGGCAUGAACAAAUAUGGGGAUAUGAACAAUGACGAAUUUGUUGCCCAAAUGACCGGCCUUAACAUGACCCGCUCAACCAACGCAGAAGGAUGUACGAAGUAUACGCCCUAUUCAGGGGUCAAGACCAGUGACCUUCCGGAUACUGUCGAUUGGAGGACAGAGGGAUACGUGACAGGUGUUAAAGACCAGGGCGCCUGUGGUUCUUGCUGGGCGUUCUGUGCUGCUGGUGCUCUGGAGGGCCAACACUUCAAAAAAACUGGAGAGCUUGUGUCUCUCUCUGAGAAAAAUCUGAUGGACUGUUCCUGGUCUUACGGAAAUAUGGGCUGCCUGGGAGGAUGGCCCAACAGCGCAUUUGAGUACAUUAUUGACAACGGUGGAGUCAACACAGAGGAGUCAUACCCAUACGAACCAAAGGAUGGGGAUUGCAUGUUCGACCCAGCAAACAUUGGCGCUACAAUGACCGGUUGCCAAGAUAUUGCGCAGGGAUCGGAAGAUCAACUACAGGUCGCAGCGGCCAAUAUUGGCCCGAUCUCCGUCGGCAUGGACGCUGGUCAUCUUUCCUUCCAACUGUAUAAGUCUGGAAUUUAUCAUGACGCUAUAUGUGCAAAUUCUAUUGACCUGCUGAACCACGGCGUUGUGCUGAUUGGAUAUGGCAACGAAAAGUCUGGAGAGUAUUGGCUGGUUAAAAAUAGCUGGGGCAAGAGCUGGGGUAUGGAGGGCUACGGUAUGAUGUCAAGAAACAGAAACAAUAACUGUGGUAUUGCAACAGCCGCUAGCUUUCCAACAGUGUAGUGUUUGAACUGAGUCACAGACUUGAUCUUUUUGCUGCAUAAAGUGAUAUCAAAAAUGAAAUGCAUUGUUAAAUGAAAUGCAUUUUUUUCUAAAAUUAUACUGUUUGUGAUUUAAACUUUAAUUGUUAAUGUGAUUCUCGUAUUUAUAAUCGAUAUAACAAACAUUGAUUUUGAGUGAUAAACCUUUACCUAAUUAUUUGAUAAUGCAUUUAUGGAAAUAUCAAUUACUGAUAACAAGUUUGUAACCGUGUAAUUAAUAGCUGAAAACGCACAAAUAUUAUUUAAAUUAUAGGACUGUUGAGUCCCAAAAGAAUUACGGAGAUCAACUAUCGUCUAAUAAUACAUAGAAAUACUUUGUUGUAUGCACCCUUCUUUCAAAUUAAAAUUAAACAUAUAUAUUUGUA